Molecule: messenger RNA, 1964 nt
Organism: Thamnophis sirtalis
Lineage: Eukaryota; Metazoa; Chordata; Lepidosauria; Squamata; Natricidae
Source: RefSeq, a predicted model, not a curated record
GGUGAAUACAGCCUGUUGCAUUCUGAUGCUGAUUGCAAAGCUAAUACAAACCAUUGUGUUUGGGCCCCUCCGUGUUAGUGAACGGCAGCAUCUGAAGGAUAAGUUUUGGAACUUCAUCUUCUACAAGUUUAUUUUCAUUUUCGGGGUGUUAAAUGUCCAGACCGUGGACGAAGUCGUCAUGUGGUGCCUCUGGUUUUCGGGACUUGUGUUCCUACAUCUCAUGGUUCAGCUUUGCAAAGACAGGUUUGAAUAUCUCUCUUUUUCUCCCACCACCCCUCUGAACAGCCACAUUCGAGUCCUGACCCUGCUGGUUGUCAUGUUGCUUUCCUGCUGUGGGCUCGCAGUGGUGUGCGGCCUCAUUGGCUACGCGCAUGGAAUGCACACGCUAUCCUUCAUGGCUGCAGAGUCCCUGCUUGUCACCGUAAGAACCGUGCAUGUGAUUUUACGUUACAUCAUCCAUCUCUGGGAUCUGAAUCACGAAGGCACCUGGGAGAGCAAAGGCACCUAUGUUUAUUACACCGAUUUCAUCAUGGAGCUGAUGCUGCUGUCCCUGGAUUUGAUGCAUCACAUUCACAUGCUGCUGUUUGGCAACAUUUGGUUGUCGAUGGCCAGUCUGGUGAUCUUUAUGCAGCUGCGUUACCUGUUCCAUGAAGUUCAGCGCAGACUGCGGCGCCAUAAGAAUUACCUGCGGGUGGUUGGAAACAUGGAAGCAAGGUUUGCAGUGGCGACUCCUGAAGAAUUGGCCUCCAACAACGAUGACUGUGCCAUUUGCUGGGAUUCCAUGCAGGCCGCCCGGAAGCUCCCUUGCGGCCACCUCUUCCAUAACUCCUGCUUGCGCUCCUGGCUCGAGCAAGACACCUCCUGCCCGACCUGCAGGAUGUCUCUGAAUAUUGCAGACAACCAGCAAGCUCCGGAGGACCACCCGAGAGAGAACCUGGAUGAAAACUUGCCCCCCGUGGCAGCAGCUGAAGGAAGACCUCAUCUCAACCAGCACAAUCACUUCUUCCACUUUGACGGGUCUCGCAUUGCUAGCUGGCUCCCAAGCUUUUCAGUCGAGGUGAUGCACACCACCAACCUCCUUGGAAUCGCUCAGGCCAGCAACUCUCAGCUCAAUGCCAUGCGUUCUGACAGUAUCCGACCAGCAUUGAACAAUCCUAUAGAAAGGCAGAAUACCGAUCAAGAAGAUGCUGAAGAGGACAUGGAGACGGAAAGGAUCCCACUUGAGCUCAGCUCAAGGCUGGAAGACACGGCGGAGUUUAAUGAAAUGGAAGCUGAAGCAGUCGAGACAGAGGACUUCGAAGUGAGAGGCAGUCGCUUUUCCAAGUCAGCAGAUGAGAGGCAGCGGAUGCUGCUUCAGAGGAAGGAAGACCUGUUGCAACAAGCACGCAGGCGCUACCUUAACAAAAGCUUCGAUGAUUCCACACCGGACUUUUCCUCCCAGGUGGAAGGCCCAGCCUCCGACUCCAUCACAUUACGACGCAGGAUGUUGGCCGCCGCAGCUGAGCGAAGGUUACAGAAACAGCAUCCAUCCUCCUAACGCUUCUAGUCCGCCGUUCCUUCCCCCACACGCAAACCUCGAUGUUGUCCCGCGGUCUCCUCGCUGGGAUCUCCUCCGAGCUCAGAAAAAAACCCGCAGCUCUGAGAAGCAGGGAUCAGGUUGGGUCGCCUCUCCGCUCUCAAAAAAAAAAAGAAAAAAAAAAAAAGCAUGUGAUCGCUCAUAAGUGUUUGGACGGCUGACCAAUUCACCUUUUCUCUUGGGUUGAUUGGGUUUUUUUUCCAGGUUGAGUUUUUCCUAUCUUUAUUUUUUUUUUUAGGGGGUGCCUAAUUUGUCCACCCAGCCACCCACCCCUCUUCGUGACCCAAGGGACAACUUUCCAAGCUUACUGUGUGUUGCCAGAGGGGGAGGAGGAACAGGGGGAGGACAUGUGCUUGUGGACAGUGUGCGUGAAAGUGUCCCUUGCCGA